Messenger RNA from Guillardia theta CCMP2712, 1461 nucleotides. RefSeq lists its product as hypothetical. The transcript is spliced from 15 exons. The coding region runs from base 1 to 1461 and encodes 486 amino acids. Gene Ontology annotation, biological process: FAD biosynthetic process. Gene Ontology annotation, molecular function: FMN adenylyltransferase activity. Lineage: Eukaryota; Cryptophyceae; Pyrenomonadales; Geminigeraceae. The record is from RefSeq and is a predicted model, not a curated record.
AUGGCGUUCAUGGCAGGGGCGGCACUCUUGGAGGCGAUCGCGAGGAAGGAGAGGGAGGAAAAGGAGGAGAAGAAGUUACAUGCAGAAACUGUAGGAGUAAGUGACUCGAUGAUGAAGAAGUGCAAGGAGGCGAUGGACACGAUUCAAGCAGCACUGAGACUCUAUGAGCCAAAAGAAAUGGCGAUAAGCUUCAAUGGCGGUAAAGAUGCUACGGUUCUGCUGCACUUGGUGAUGGCAGGGAUCGCAAGCAUGAACGAGAGAUGGGAGAGCAUGGAAGAGCUGGCGUGUGUGUACUUCGAAGAUGAAGAAUGCUUCGAAGAGGUGGAGGAGUUCAUACGGCAAUGCCAGGAACAGUUUCACCUUCGCAUCAUUCGACUGAAAACUGGAUACAAAGAUGGCUGCGCGCACAUGAUCGACAACUUCGGAACGAAAGCUUUCUUCCUCGGGACUCGCAAAUCGGAUCCCCAUGGACACACGGUGGAGAAAUUUUCCCCGAGCACCGCAGGAUGGCCCUCCUUCAUGCGGAUUCAUCCCAUCCUCUACUGGCACUACGCAGACAUCUGGAGUUUUCUUCUGCAGUUCAGCAUCCCAUACUGCAAGCUCUAUGACUGCGGCUACACCUCCCUCGGGGGCAAGCACAACACCGACAAGAACCACAUGCUGAGGCAGCGGGACGGGAGCUACCUGCCUGCCCACCAGCUCCAGCUCCUCGAGUCCGAGCAACAUAUGGAGCGACAUGCGCGCAAGGAGACGGCGGGGACGAGCACAGUGACGAGAAGAGGAGCGUCGCACUUCAAGCCAUGCUCAGUCGCGCUGAUCACAAUAGGAAAUGAAGUUUUGACGGGAAAGAUACAGGACUCGAAUACCAGCUGUGCCUGCAAGUACCUCCACGGCCUCGGCAUCUCAGUAGCACGAGUCCUCGUCAUCCCCGAUGAGAUUCAACUGAUAGCAGACGCUGUGAGGGAGUACAGCUCUCACCACAUGGCUGUGAUCACGAUGGGAGGUAUCGGACCAACUCACGACGAUCUGACGCUGGAGGCUGUUGGACAAGGUCUCGGAGUUGAAAUGGCUGAGAGCGAUGAGAUGCAGAGACUUCUUGCCAACCUGAAGAUCAAGCAGUCAAUGCAAUGCGCUGGCCGGCAGUUUCAUGCGAAACAAAUCCGUUGCACUCUUGACGAGCCAAGGCUAACCGACCUGCUGGGGGAAGUGGCAGAGGUGCUGGGAGGAAAGGAGGAGGAAACGUGGGAGGGCGGAAUUGAAGCGGGGAAGUUUGCGGGACUCGUGGAGAUAGGGUCCUAUCCUUACUUCGACAACUCUCCUUACAAGACGAUUGUGGUGCUGGAAGGAGAGGAGGAGGAGGAGGUCGACAAAAGUUUGCGCAUGCUGCUCGAUAAGAUCCCAACCGAGACCAUCACAGCUAUAGAGCAGCACGGGUCCCUUCCCGUCCAGUCAUGCUUGUAA